Messenger RNA from Glycine soja, 1123 nucleotides. RefSeq names its product copper transporter 1-like. Gene Ontology annotation, biological process: intracellular copper ion homeostasis; copper ion transmembrane transport. The transcript has a single exon. Lineage: Eukaryota; Viridiplantae; Streptophyta; Magnoliopsida; Fabales; Fabaceae. The record is from RefSeq and is a predicted model, not a curated record. Gene Ontology annotation, molecular function: copper ion transmembrane transporter activity. Gene Ontology annotation, cellular component: plasma membrane. The coding region runs from base 197 to 637 and encodes 146 amino acids.
UGAGAAAUGAACAAAAUAGUAGCCAGCGAGAGAACCUAAAAACACAGCUAAAACAUUUGUGUAACUCUCAGGUGUCAUCACCACAUCAAAUUUCAUUGGUUCCUCUAUACAUUAAAAGCAAGUCAAUCCACCAAGAAAUUAACCCUUACAACCUCUCACCCUCUUUCCCUCAUUGUGAUUUGUGAGUAAUUAAGAUAUGUAUAUGUCUCCAGGCCAAGACAUGUCAUCCAUGUCUAAUGACAGAAACAACAUGUCUAUGAUGAUGCACAACAGUUUCUACUGGGGCAAAGAUGCCAUAGUGCUUUUCCCUAGGUGGCCUGAGAACAAUGUUGGCAUGUACAUCUUAGCCCUAAUUUUUGUGUUCUUCCUUGCCAUGGCUGUUGAAGUGUUAUCUAACCAACCACUCCUCAAGCCAGGGACUAGUCCCCUUGUGGGAGGACUUAUUCAAGCUGGUGUCCACUUAUUUCGUAUCAGCUUCGUUUACAUGGUUAUGCUUGCCGUCAUGUCCUUUAACGCCGGAAUCUUCAUUGCUGCUGUGGUUGGUCACACCUUGGGAUUCUUCGUCGCCAAGUUUCGUGCACUUUCCAUCGCCAAUAGGAAAGACAAAGGGUCUUCCUCAAUCUUAAACAAUGUUUGAUGUAUUUGAUUUGUAAUAUUUCCUCCUAUCCAUUCUAUAAGAAAUAAAUGACAGUCUAUUUUAUACUGUCAUUUGUUUCUUAUAAAGAAGAUCGGAGGAAAGUAUAUGCUUAUCAAGUGGCAUGGUUUUUGUUCAAGUUUCUUUUGUCUAUUAUAGAUUAUUUAUCAGUGGAUUGGUGCUGAUUGUGUUUGUUCAGCUUCUUCUUCGAUAUGUAUGUAGUCUAUACUGCAGUGUGUUAAGAUACUUUUCUAGAUUGUGUAUAUUGGUAUAUGUAAUUCUCUCAAUUAAGUCACUUUUGAGUUUUUGUGGUAUUCCACUGUUAUGGUUUGAAAGUCUUGUGAAACUUUGGUCAUGCGUGGGACGGUUAAGCUAAACUAGCUGAAGCCAAUUGUUUGGGCACGUACAGGCUCAAGCUCUGUAGGUCUUAUCUAUCCCAACAACUUCCUUGCCAUUUAAUAAUUAGGCUCGUAGGCCAAUUUACUCCUA